Emiliania huxleyi CCMP1516 is the source of this 2406-nucleotide messenger RNA. RefSeq names its product vacuolar H+-ATPase V0 sector, subunits a (gene ATPVa). Gene Ontology annotation, cellular component: vacuolar proton-transporting V-type ATPase, V0 domain; vacuolar proton-transporting V-type ATPase complex. Gene Ontology annotation, molecular function: proton-transporting ATPase activity, rotational mechanism; ATPase binding. Gene Ontology annotation, biological process: proton transmembrane transport; vacuolar acidification. The record is from RefSeq and is a predicted model, not a curated record. The coding region runs from base 1 to 2406 and encodes 801 amino acids. The transcript is spliced from 16 exons. NCBI's taxonomy places the organism in Eukaryota, Haptophyta, Isochrysidales, Noelaerhabdaceae.
AUGGGUGACCUAUGGCGCUCUAAGAAGAUGUCGCUGGUCCAGCUGGUGGUGCAGAACGGCGCAGCGCACGCCGUCGUCUCCAAGCUCGGCGAGCUCGGCAUGAUGCAGCUCCGCGACCUCAACGCGGGCCAGUCCUUCUUCAAGCGCAGCUUCGUGCGCGAGUGCGACGACCUGCAGAGGAUCCUGCGCUCCGUAGAGGAGCAGCUCGUCGAGGCGGGCAUCGCCCCCUCCUCCUCCGGCGCGAACGACCCCUCCCUCCCGUCCCUCGACACGGUCGACGCCAAGCUCCGCGCGGCCGAGGUUGAGUUUUACAAGACCGGCGCCGCCCCCGCCCUGUCCGAGUCGGACAUGGCCACCUCCCUCCUCUCCCUCACCGAGUUCGGCGGCCAGGCCUCCUCCAUGCUCUCCGUGCUCGCCGGCGUCAUCAAGACCGAGUCCGUCGCCGCGCUCGAGCGCGUCGUCUUCCGCGCCACGCGCGGCAACGCCGUCUUCCAGCAAAAGACGGUCAAGACGAAGCUGCUCGACACGUCGGGCAAGGUGCCGGAGCUCGUGCAGAAGACAUUCUUCAUGGUCUUCUUCUCGGGCGCGGUCCUCGGCGACAAGGUCUCCAAGAUCGCAACCUACUUCGGCGCCACCCUCUACAAGUACCCCUCCACCGCGCUCGACCACGCCGCGAUGACGUAUGAGGUGCACAAGCGGAAGGCGGACCACUCACAGGUGCUCGAGCAGUCAACGGCGAUCCUUCGCGGCGCCCUCACCUCGCUCGCAGCAGCGUACGGCCCGUGGGCGAGACAUGUCCAUGACAUCGCCCAGGUGUACGACGCCCUCAACAAGUGCGAGUUCGACCUUAAGCGCGCCGUCUUCAUCGCCGAGGGAUGGGUGGCGACGGAUGAGUACGAGGCGCUGGUCACCUCCCUCCAGUCCGCCGCCGUGGCGCAGGGGCUCGACACGCGCCCCAUCAUCAAUCUCAUCCAGUCCAAGCUCACGCCUCCGACGUACGUCCCGACCAACGCCUUCACCAGCGGCUUCCAGGCGCUCGCGCUCGUCAACACCUACGGCACGCCGCGGUACCGCGAGGUGAACCCGGGCGCCUUUUGCUGCAUCCUCUUCCCGUACCUCUUCGGCAUCAUGUUCGGCGACUUCGGGCACGGCCUGCUCUUCGCCGGCUUCGGCUACUGGCUCAUCUCCAAGGAGAAGGAGUGGGAGGGCAAGGACCUGGGCGACAUGCUCGAGAUGGUCUAUGGAGGCAGGUACAUCUGCUUCCUGAACGGCCUCUUCGGCGCCUUCGUCGGCCUUCUCUACAACGAGGCGUUCGCCUUCCCGAUGGGCUUCUUCGGCACGUCUCGCUGGGAGGGCUUCGAGGAGGAGGGGCUCUCGGGCAUGACAGUCGACGAGCGACCACUCGCCGACAGGUGCGAGCUCAGCGGGCCAAUCUACCCGGUCGGCAUCGACCCGAUCUGGCACGUGACGGAGAACAAGAUCACCUUCUUCAACUCGCUCAAGAUGAAGAUCUCGAUCGUGGUCGGCGUGCUGCAGAUGUCGCUUGGCAUCUACCUCUCGCUGCUCAACCACCUCGAGUACAAGGACGUCAAGAAGGUCCUCUUCCAGUUCAUCCCCGAGGUGACCUUCUUCGGCGGCAUCUUCGGCUACCUCGUCCUCACCAUCUUCAUGAAGUGGUCCACGGACUGGUCCUGCCCCCUCGACCACGCCGCCGCGGAGGCCGGCCUGCCCGCCGCCGAAGGGGGCAUCUGCCAGCCGGCGCCGUCGCUCCUCACGCUCCUCAUCAACAUGUUCAUGUCGCCCACCGCCGACAUCACCGUCCCGCUCUACGGCAUCGAGUGCUUCGGCGGGGCCGGCAACCCCGACUGCGCCGGCGUGGCGGAGGCGGGGUACUGCGUGCCGAUCCUGCUGCUGGCGAUCCCGCUCAUCGAGAUCUACCAGCACUCUGGCAACAAGUACGACAACCUCGACGAGGACGACCACGAGGCCGAGGACGACGGCCACGCCUUCUCUGCCGGCGACGCCUUCAUUCACCAGGGCAUCCACACGAUCGAGUUUGUGCUCGGCGGCAUCUCCAACACGGCGCCCGGCUGUCUGGCCCACCAGGCGUCGUACCUCCGCCUGUGGGCGCUCUCGCUCGCGCACUCGCAGCUGGCGGAGCUCUUCAAGGACAUGAUCCUCGGCGCAGCGCCUAACCCGGCCCUCGCGGCGGUCGCGACCUUCAUCGCCUUUUCGAUGUGGGCCAUCAUCUCGCUCAUCGUGCUCAUGGCGAUGGAGAACCUCUCCUCCUUCCUGCACGCCCUCCGCCUCCAGUGGGUCGAGUUCCAAAACAAGUUCUACUACGGCGACGGCCAAAAGUGGUCGCCCUUCGCCUUCGCGGCCAUCGGCUCCGGCGCCGAGGACUGA